AUGCAAAAAUUAUGGUUACUUAAACUUACAUGGGACGAACAGUUGCCUUUGGAAAUAAUUAAAUUAUGGCUUUCAAUUGUAGAAAACUUAUCAUUUUUAAACAAUUUAAGAAUUCCACGCAGUGUUAUCUGCAAUCAAUAUAUUAAUGUAGACUUACAUAUUUUUAGUGACGCAUCUCAAGUGGCUUACGGAGCAUGUCUGUAUGUCCGUAGUUCUAAUAAUAAAAAUAAUAUGAUGGUGCGUUUACUUUCAGCCAAAAGUCGCGUAGCUCCCAUAAGGCCGACUACAAUACCACGGCUUGAGCUCUGCGCUGCACUUGUCGGUGUCCGUCUCUAUGAGAAGGUGAUAAGUUGGCUUCGAAUCCAAGUAAGAUCAGUAAUUUUUUGGUCAGAUUCGACAAUCGUUUUAGGUUGGUUAAAAAUGCUACCUAACAAAUUACAACCUUUUGUUCGUAAUCGAGUUGCCGAAAUUUUGGAAAAAACAUGUUCAUUUACUUGGCGACAUGUUCCCACUGAUCUCAAUCCGGCAGACUAUGUUUCCCGCGGUACGAACAUAAAUCAAAUUCACAAUCUUGACUUAUGGUGGUCUGGUCCACAGUUUUUAAAGGGUGACAUGUCUAAUUGGCCUGCUAACCCUAUUGUAAGUGAUAAGCUACCAGAAACUCGCUCAGAGAUUUCUUUAGUUGUUACCGAUCAGAAAAAACCUUUAAUUGACUUUGAGAGAUUCUCUAAUUUUAUAAGAUUACAACGUUCUAUGGCCUACGUGUUAAGAUUUAUUAAUAUUUGUAAAAAGAAACCGGUACAAGGUAAAUUUUUAAGUAACGACGAUCUACAUAAUUCUUUAAAUACUUUAAUUAGAUUGUCACAAAUUGAGUCAUUCGAGGAAUAUGUGACCUUAUAUAAUAACAAAAAAUUGCCUUCAAAAUGUACUAUUUUGAAAUUUAAUCCUUUCCUAGACGAAAAUAAAAUAAUGCGUGUCGGUGGUCGUUUAGGAAAUGCAUUAUUUACUUAUGAAAAGAAACAUCCGAUUAUGUUACAGUCCACUAAUCGUUUUACCAAAUUAUUGUUUAAGUAUAUGCAUGUCAAGCUUUUACACGCCGGUCCUCGUUUACUAUUAGCUUCAAUUAGAGAAAUGUAUUGGCCCAUCGGAGGCCUCAAGUUAGCUAAAUAUUGUUAUCGACAAUGUUACUUAUGUUGUCGUUAUAAGGGAAGGGUUAUAAAUCCACUUAUGGGCAAUCUGCCUCAGGGUCGAGUGACUCCCGGCGGUUUUCCCUUCGAGAGCGUUGACGUCGAUUAUGCUGGACCUAUUAUGUCCGCCAGUCGUCAAGGCCGUGGUUGCAAGCUUACGAAAGUGUAUAUUCUCAUCUUCGUUUGUUUUGCGACAAAGGCUGUACACGUGGAGUUAACAGGCGAUCUAACAAGUAAUAAUUACUUAUCAGCACUUCGUCGAUUCAUUUCACGUCGCGGAAAACCUAAACACAUAUACUCCGACAACGGAACUUCAUUCGUAGGCGCAUACAACGAAAUCGGUCGUUUUAUAAAAGACAAUUGCAAUUCACUGUCCGAGAAUUUGGCUCAGGAAAAUAUAAAUUUCCAUUUCAUUCCUCCGCAAGCCCCUCACUUUGGCGGUCUUUGGGAAGCAGGCGUUAAGUCAAUAAAAUAUCAUUUACGGAGAAUAUUAGGUAAUUGUAACCUUACAUACGAGGAAUUAAACACUGUGCUGGUUCAAAUUGAAGGUGUACUGAACUCUCGUCCGCUGACACCUCUCUCCACGGAUCCUGAUGACUUACUGCCAUUAAUCCCGGGACAUUUCCUCAUCGGCCGCCCCAUCACCUCUCUUCCUUCUCAAAAUUAUGAAGAAGUCCCUAGCAGUAGACUGAGUCGAUACGAACGCAUCCAACAACUUCGUCAACUUUUUUGGAGAAGAUGGAGCAAGGAAUAUCUCUCAGAACUCCAGCAGAGAUCAAAAUGGCGUUCCAAUGCUGACAAUUUAGGGACGGGUGAUCUUGUAGUUCUGAAGGAAGACAAUUUACCGCCGCUCAAAUGGCGACUGGGUCGAAUUACAGCCUUUCAUCCCGGAGCCGACGGCAUCAACCGCGUUGCCGAUAUCAGAACUGCCACCGGAAUCGUCCGAAGACCUUUCUGCAAAAUCUGCCCUUUACCUAACAACAAGGAAGGCUAA
Parnassius mnemosyne (clouded apollo) is the source of this 2181-nucleotide messenger RNA. Lineage: Eukaryota; Metazoa; Arthropoda; Insecta; Lepidoptera; Papilionidae. The record is from the annotation of a GenBank genome assembly.